CAUCAGUCAGCUGCUUAGCCAGGGGAGCGGAGUGGAAAGUGCGAUUACCGACGGACGAAGACAAUUCGGGCAUUGGCGUUCCGUGUGUUAAAGGGUGUGCGUGUGCAGUCACCGGUAACUGAAGUACGGAGACAUUUUGUUGGGUUUAACGAGGGAGACCAACAAUGGAGUCACUGAGUGCUGCAAAUACCAAGUUCUCCCUGGACCUGUUUAAGUACAUAACUGAACAUAAGAAAACGGACAACAUCUUCUACUCUCCACUCAGCAUCUCCUCAGCUCUGGCCAUGGUGUACAUGGGCGCCCGGGGGAACACAGCUACACAGAUGGCUGAGGUGCUUCGCUUUAGAAAAGAGAAGAAACCUGAAGCUCCUGGACUGCAACAACAACAAGUAAAAAGACCGCUUCCGCCAGGGGUGAUGAAGUCUCCCCUUCAUGAAGCUGAUGAUGGCAUUCAUGCUGGAUUCAACAAACUGAUGUCUGAGCUCAACAAAGAGGGUGCCCCGUAUGCUCUGAGCCUGGCAAAUCGUCUGUAUGGGGAGCAGUCUUACGAGUUUGUGGAGAAAUACAUUCAGGACACAAAGAAGUUAUUUCAGGCAGAGCUGGAGACUGUUGACUUCAAAUCAAAAGCAGAGGAUGAAAGGGUGAAGAUUAACAGCUGGGUGGAGAAGCAGACUCAAGAUAAAAUCAAGAACCUGCUGUCGAAAGGGGCUGUUGACAAUAUGACCAGUCUGGUGUUGGUGAAUGCUAUCUAUUUUAAGGCUGAUUGGGACAAGAAAUUCAAAGGGAGAGACACAUAUGAGCAGCUAUUCAAAUUGAAUAAGAAUGAAAGUAAGCCAGUACAGAUGAUGGAACAGACAGGCAAGUUUGGUUUGGCGUUCAUUCCGGAGGUCAAUUGUCAGAUUCUGGAGAUGCCUUACAUUGGUAAAGAGCUGAGCAUGCUCAUUAUUCUGCCCAAAGAGAUUGAGGAUGUCUCCACAGGGCUUGAGAGGUUGGAAAGGGAGCUCACGUACAACAAGCUCAUCGAGUGGACCCAGCCUGAGAAGAUGGAAUCUAUUCGGUUACUUUUGGCUGUGCCCAAGUUCAAGAUGGAAGAGAGCUAUGACCUGAAAGAUAUUCUGGUCAAUAUGGAGAUGAAGGAUGCCUUCGAUCUGUCCAAAAGUGAUUUCUCUGGCAUGUCUCCCAGCAAUGACCUGGUGAUUUCCAAAGUGGUGCACAAGGCCUUUGUGGAGGUGAACGAGGAGGGCACAGAGGCUGCUGCCGCCACUGCUGUCACCAUGAUGCUUGGAUGUGCCAUGCCACCCCCAGAUCAGUUCAUCGCAGACCAUCCCUUCCUGUUCUUCAUCAGACACAACCUCACUCAGAGCAUCCUCUUCUAUGGCCGUUUCUGCUCCCCUUGAAGUCUUAUACUCUGCAGUUUCCAGUUAUAAGCAGGAGUCUAAAGACUGUCUGCAUGUUAAAUGGCUCUGCAAUGCUUUUGCCUUUGAAGAAUGUAAUUGAUUAAAUCAUGUUAGUCUGCUGUAGUACAUUGUUGCCAUUCAUUUCCAUUGUAUCCUCUUUGAAAAUUAAUACAGGCAUCAUACAAAAGAUUGCUUCCUGUCAGUUCAUUAUAUCUUAAAACUAAAACCUAUAACAAUGACUAAAGAUAACAUGCAAUAACCAAUAUAAACCAAAAAUAAAGAAGUGCAAACCUU
Messenger RNA from Conger conger (European conger), 1691 nucleotides. RefSeq names its product leukocyte elastase inhibitor-like. The record is from RefSeq and is a predicted model, not a curated record. Gene Ontology annotation, molecular function: serine-type endopeptidase inhibitor activity. Bases 165 to 1397 code for a protein of 410 amino acids. The transcript has 9 exons. Gene Ontology annotation, biological process: negative regulation of endopeptidase activity. NCBI's taxonomy places the organism in Eukaryota, Metazoa, Chordata, Actinopteri, Anguilliformes, Congridae.